CACUUACCAGUUUUUUUUAUUUUCGCUUGUCAAAAGCGCGUCCAGUGCUUGUAGAUGAAGUAUGAUAUUCUCUUUAUUCUGUCCAUCCUUUCAUCGGCCUACAUUAUCCUCUUCUUGUUGCGUCGAGAUCCCAAAGCCAUUCUGCUUUAGCCGUAGCAUUCAGCAAUCGACUUCUCAUUUCUCUGACUUUUGUCAUUUCGCAGAGUUAAUCUUAGAGAAGUCGAUUUUUUAUUUUUAUUUUUUUCAAAAAGCAAAAAUGGAAAAGGAAUUUGGAUUCUUUUCAGAGGAACGGAUGCUGCCAGGGUCAAGCCUAGGGUCAGCCACGGUGUCUACAAUGGCGUCUUCCAAUGUCCUCACAGCUGCACCGUCCUUAGAUGUAGAAAUACCACCGCUACCGCUUUCCCCAUCACUUAAGCGUUCCAGAGGACGUCCUAAGAACGCAUCGCAAGCACCACAACAGCAACUUAUAAAGUCAAGAAGUCAGCUACAUCCGCGUCCGUAUCAAUCUUUGCCCGCCGAACCCGCGGUCAGGCUAGAUCAAUCGCUUGACAGGUCGAUACCUUUGCAAUAUGUUUCCGAGUAUCAGAGUCAGGACCCCCCGGAUGCUGAGGAACGAUCCGUUGAUGACAUGAAUGACUGCUCAGGGAUUAAACCAAAAACGCUUGCCUCAUAUCAGCCCACCUAUCGUCUGUGGAAGGCAUUUUGUGAGAAAUAUCGCGAACGGUAUGAAGAUAAAGAUGGUCGUGCCCUAUAUCUGGUGGACUCACAGGAUAAAGUCGUUUGUUUUUUUCGAGAAGUCAUCCUCAAGAAGACUAUACUCAAGCGCACUAAACCAGGAGCAGAUUUCCGUACGCACCUUGCCGCUGAGGAGGAUUCUUCGGCUAUACACGGGGUUAGCCUAGUCGAAAUAUUAUAUCGUUUUUAUCGAAACUUCCUCUCUCCCCAUAUUCUCCUCGCCGUUGGCCUUUGACAUAGUAAUAGAAGCUGCUCCAGUCGAUAAAACUGGUAAAAAAACCGUAUCGGUAUCACUCGGUACUGAGACUAUAAAGAUGGCUAAAAAGGCCCUGAUUCGAAUCCAUUCACUACAGGCCGAGCGAAACGAUGUGAGUUGGGAUCUUUCGCCAUCUCAAAUGAAGCUACUCCAAACCAUCCUUAU
Molecule: messenger RNA, 1156 nt
Organism: Lobosporangium transversale
Lineage: Eukaryota; Fungi; Mortierellomycota; Mortierellomycetes; Mortierellales; Mortierellaceae
Exons: 3
Coding region: 62-970 (302 amino acids)
Source: RefSeq, a predicted model, not a curated record